This is a messenger RNA of Talaromyces stipitatus ATCC 10500, 2585 nucleotides long. RefSeq lists its product as uncharacterized. NCBI's taxonomy places the organism in Eukaryota, Fungi, Ascomycota, Eurotiomycetes, Eurotiales, Trichocomaceae. Gene Ontology annotation, molecular function: DNA-binding transcription factor activity, RNA polymerase II-specific; zinc ion binding; DNA binding. The record is from RefSeq and is a predicted model, not a curated record. Gene Ontology annotation, biological process: DNA-templated transcription; regulation of DNA-templated transcription. The coding region runs from base 15 to 2462 and encodes 815 amino acids. The transcript has 5 exons.
GACGACCAAACUGGAUGAUAGAGAUCAAUAUGGCCUCAUCCACUGAAUCCGACAACCACUCCUCCCCCGAUUCACGAACAAAAACAAAAUCCGGCGCAAAUAGGAAACUGCGUAUCCCGAAGGCCUGUUAUCCCUGCUACAAGAGGAAGGUCAAAUGUGACCGGAAUUCGCCGUGUUCGUUAUGCGUGAAGAGAGGAUAUGCUCAUCUAUGCACUUUUACACAUCCACCGACAGCGUCUAAAGAGAGACCAUCUAGUCGAGGACAUCGUCAGCAACUUGAUACAAGCCGUCAUCAUAACACCGGCGGCUGUUGCGGCGGUAAGAAAGAAGAACGGCCUGAUACACAGCUGACAGGCGACUUUAUCAUGACCGAAGGCGACAAUGUACUCAUCGAUCCCCAGGAAUGGCAGAGCAUACAGGAUAAACUCGCUGUCCUAAGCCAGAGUAUGCAUUCACUACGCUCGCGGCUGGAGAUUGCGCAGUCACCACCGCCGCCAUCUGCUUCGUCACCGGCAUCGUCAAACCCGCCGUCGAUCUUUGAUGGAAGACAGAAUGUAUCACAUUCGUCGCCCAUCACAAAUCCGGCGUCACCACUGACGACCAUUGACGAGGAGAAAGCCGGAGAAGGGGUUCGUACUCGAAAUGCCCUUGGCGGGUCACCGGUUCAUUGCGGAUCAGACUCUGUGACUGCAUUUUUGUUGGAGAAGCCGAAUCAGCGAGCUAUCUUUGGUGAAGAUAGUGUUUUGUCUCAACUGGCGCUUGACAAUCAGUCAGCGACGUAUCCGUUUUUGGACCUCUGGUCAUCCAAUAUUACUUCGUAUAGUAACGAGUCUGUCUGUGCGGCGCUUCCGGAUGAUGGUGUCUGCCGAAGAUUGUUACGAUCCUAUCAUGACGUCCGCUUGACAUUGUACCCUGUCAUUACCGACUUUGACAGCUUCCAAAAGGAUGUCCAUACCUUUCUCGAGAACAGGGCUCUGCAGGGCUUGUGCGCGAAUAAUUCGAUGGCUUCUGCCGCGCCGUUCGGCUUUAGUAUUUCGUUUAUCGGUAUUCUCUUCGCGAUUCUUGCUUCGGGAUGCCAGGUAUCCGAUUUCUCCCGGAAAGAGAGGACGUCAAUGUGCCAACUAUAUAUUUCUUGCGCAUAUCAAUGUCUCCGAAAUGGGAACUUCCUGUCUCAGCCAAGUAUGGAAGCGAUUCAAACUCUGUUGAUUAUCGGAGAUGUUCUUUCGUUUAAUAUGAACCCUGGCAUCGCUUACGUAACAUUCGGUGUCGCCCAACGCAUGGCGUUGACACUAGGUCUACACGCCGAGUCGUUUGUUUUCAGAGACCCAAAUGCCAACCGACGGCAAGAACUAUGGUGGUCCAUGGCCUGGCAAGACAGCCACUUCGGUCUUUCGUACGACCGUCCCAUCGAAACACUCGCACCAUGCCCUCAAAUUCCCCGAGCAGCCGACUCCCGACCCGGAAACAGAGGCUAUUUCGAAACAAUGUGCUCCGUGAUCUCUCUGAUCCUCCAACUUCUUCGCGAAGAAAUCCUCGAAGGCCACAAGAUCAGCGACCACACCAUUCCUGCAUACAAAACCGAUCUAGACAAGAUUCUUGCCGAUGCAGCUCCUCACUUGAGGAGUGAAGAUUAUUGUUUCACACUUAAAGAUCACAUUCAGCGAUUAACACUCAAACUGCGAUCAUCGUAUUUGGUUUCGGAGAUUUGUCGUCGAUCAUUGAAACAGUCUUCGAUCGCUGGAGGCAAGAAGGCCAUGGCACCGCAUCUGUGUCAAGAAUGUAUCGAGAGUCUGUUGAAUACGAUCGAAGCGUUUAUCGAGAUACAUCAAAUCAUUCCCCACGGUUCAAGGUCAUGGAUUCAUCUUCACAGCGCUAUUAGUGCCGCAUUCUUACUUUCGGUCGAUGAAGGCGCGCAAACGGAUCCGAGUGUGUGGGCGAUACUGGAGAAACUCGAGAAUGUGUUUUGCGAUUUGACCUCUUCCGCGCACAUCAGCAGCAGUAACGCAGACAAGAUAACUCAUAGCCCCGAUUCAAUGGCUCGCGACUGGUCACCACCACCACCAUUCUCCAACACACAGUCGAUCAAUCAUACCCCUGCCCCACCAGCAAUGGGCGAUUUGUUCUCAAUGGAUAAUUGGCGCGCGUUCGGUCAGACAUUUAUGUUAUCCGAUUUCCCAUUGAGUACGGAUUCGAUGAUGAUGGGAGGCGGACACAAUAAAGGCUUCGGAAUGUCCCAUGACUUUUCGCAGGAUAUGCCUAUGGGAGGAGAAGCAGAUGGUGGUGUGGAGUUCCUCAUGGGGACAUUGAGUAGUUUGAGAAAGAUAAAUGCUGGAUUUAGGGCGCAGAAGGCGGAAGCGAUGAAGAGGAAUAGUCUUGUUGCUGUCGAGAAGAAGGCUGCUGGAGGGUCGUGUUGUAUGAGCCGGAGUAGGGAGGGAACAGGGGCUGCGACGAGAUGUCAUUAGUCUUUUUUGUCUUCGACUGUUGAAUUACUGUUUAUUGGUAGCGAAGCUUGUUAUCAUGAGAAUCAAUUCUAGGUAUCUAUCUACCAGACAUUCAACAUAAAUAAAUCUCCAAUGUUUCUAAUC